Botrytis byssoidea is the source of this 2177-nucleotide messenger RNA. RefSeq lists its product as uncharacterized. The transcript is spliced from 4 exons. The record is from RefSeq and is a predicted model, not a curated record. The coding region runs from base 1 to 1404 and encodes 467 amino acids. Lineage: Eukaryota; Fungi; Ascomycota; Leotiomycetes; Helotiales; Sclerotiniaceae. Gene Ontology annotation, molecular function: aldehyde dehydrogenase (NAD+) activity.
AUGUCUGUCGAAACAAUCACUACCAUUUCUCCCAUCACCAACAAGCCUGUCUUGACCAGAACUGGAAUCUCUGCAGAAGAUUUACAGCAAUUGCCCGUCACUGCCACUGAAGCAUUCUUGAAGUAUCGUAAGACUUCAUUGAAAGAACGUCAAGAUAUCGUCAAGAAAGCUCUUAAGCUCUUGAACGAUAAGCAAGAUGAAUUGGCAAAGGAAUUAACAGAACAGAUGGGUCGGCCCAUUGCGUAUACUGCGAAAGAAGUUACCACAGCUGUGAAGAGAGGCGAAUACCUUUUGAAGAUUAGUGAGGAUGCAUUGAAAGACACAGAUGGAGAGGCAGAGAAAGGUUUCAAGAGAUUCAUCAGAAAGGUGCCAGUCGGACCAUGUCUCAUCCUCUUUGCAUGGAACUACCCCUAUCUUAUUCUCGUCAACUCUCUGAUACCUGCCCUUCUCGCCGGUAACUCGGUUAUUCUCAAGCCAUCUCCGCAGACGCCUACAAUUGUUGAACACAUGGCAUCCAUCUUUUCUGAAGCUGGCCUUCCAGAUAAUGUCAUCCAAUACUUCCAUUGCGGCUCCCCCCUCAUUAUCGAAUCUAUUGUUAGAGAUCCAAAGGUAGCUCUCGUGUGCUUCACUGGAUCUGUAGCUGGUGGUUUAGCUACAGCUAAGGCAGCAGCAGAUAGAAUCGUGAAUGUUGGACUGGAACUUGGUGGCAAAGAUCCCGCAUACGUAAGAGGUGAUGUUGAUGUAGCAUGGGCAGCUGAGGAGAUCGUCGAUGGAGCUGUUUUCAACUCGGGUCAAAGUUGUUGCAGCUUGGAAAGAAUCUAUGUUGAUGAGAAGAUCCAUGAUGAAUUUAUUGAGGCGUUGCAGAAUGUCUUGAAGAACUACAAAUUAGGUGAUCCUUUCAAUAAGGAAACGCAUGUCGGCCCUGUCGUCUCAAAGAGGUCAAAGGAAACGAUCGAGGCACAUAUCAAGGAUGCAUUAGAUAAGGGUGCCAAGGAUCUCACGCCCGAGAAUGAAACCUUCAAGUCUCCUCCUUCAGAAGGCAACUACGUUAAGCCUACGUUGCUUGGUAAUGUCGAUCAUAGUAUGACUGUGAUGACUGAGGAGACAUUCGGUCCAGUCAUACCCGUGAUGAAGGUAAAGAAUGAUGAGGAAGCUAUCAAACUCAUGAAUGACAGUGAGUUUGGCUUGACCGCCUCAAUUUGGACAAAAGACACGGCAAAAGCAGCCGAAUUAGCUGAAGACGUAGAGGCUGGAACUGUCUUUGUGAACAGAUGUGAUUAUCCCAGCCCUGACCUUGCAUGGACUGGAUGGAAAAAUUCCGGAAGGGGUGUCACUCUAAGUAAAUUUGGCUUUGAACAAUUCGUCAAGCUGAAGAGUUACCACUUGAAGGAUUACCCUAAAUAAGGGCUUUUAAGUAUUACUUCUACACAUGUGUGCUUGUAGUACAGAACUCUCGAACGACUUUUGAGUUUUUUAACACCAGAAAUCAGAGCCACAAAUCGAUAAGUUCUAGUCAAAAAGGAGCAUUCGAGUAGAAAUAAGCGAUUGAAGGAUUCAUAUAGACGAAUGACGAAUAUACCUUAUCUCUUUCCACGGCGCUGAAAUUAUUUUUUGAUGAUCAGGUUCUACACAUGUCGAAUGUCGUUCUGGCAUUGAUGGGCCAUGGCGCUUCUACGCCAUUGGUACACAGAUAUCAAUUUUUAGCCAAGCAAUAUGCACAUUUUAUUAGUGAUACAAUCUCGAAGAAUUCUUGUGUCAAGUCAAAAGAUUUGGAUUGAUGUUGAUCCAUUUUCUAAGGUAACGCAAGGGAGCCAUUUAAUUGGACAAGACAAUUGAAAAAUGGGUGAAGAUUACCUAGUAUUAAGCCUUACUGCAAAAUAAUUGGAAGGGGAAAUUCUUCUGAAGAGUUAAUCACAUGAUCAACCCUUUCUAUUUCCUAUCUUCCUGUUGUGCUCCCUCGCUCCCUCACAUUUCCACGCUUUUCCCUUAUCCCGGGUAUGUUCUUGGGCGACAUUCCGUGCUUCCUUGAUUUGAAUCUGUACAUCAUAACUAUUGAAGGGGAAUUUAUGCAAUUCAUCAAUUUCCUUCAAGUCAAUAUAGUCAUGUUGAUAAAUGGAGGACAAUUUCAUUCUCUUGUUGAUUUAUUGCUACUUUGAAUAUUGUAUGGUUCCACUGAG